CUCGAGGGUCGUUAAUUAAUGUCGGGUUCGGGAUACAGACGACGUUGAGGCUCACCUUCAGAACAGAAAGUUGAGAUUGAGAAUGUCGUUUGUUUAUCGAGCGAUAUGCAGAUCAGGAGACCGUCUUGUCCCACAGAAGUAUCAGGCAUUUUGGAAUCAUCCUGCAGGACCAAAGCACAUUCAUUUUUGGGCACCUGCCAUGAAAUGGUGCCUCUCUCUUGCUGGGAUAGGUAACACUUUGCUGCCUGAGGAAAGAUUGAGUUUGAAUCAGAGUCUGUCACUUGUGAUCACAGGUGCAAUUUGGGCCCGAUAUUCUGUGGUCAUAACCCCGGUGAACUACAACCUGAUGACAGUGAAUAUUUUCAUGUCUCUUACGAAUGGCAUCAACCUUGUUAGGGCAAUCAGAUAUCGGUACAGAACUGAUCAGGAAAAGUCAGCAAAGGAGAAGAAGGAAUAAAUAUUCCACAUCAACACGCGCAAAUUUGUGAUAAAGAGAAGAACUUGCAUGUAUUUUUUAAAAGACAGGAAACAUAUGAUUAAUACUCGAGUUUUUGGAUGAGAGAAUUAGCAGUAUUCAGGGAAGUUGAUUCAUUAAAUUGACUACAUAGAGCAGAAAUUUUGCAAUUUUAGUUGAAAAUCUAAGAAAUUUUAGAAUCUCAUAAAAGCUAUCACUGAUAGUUAUAGGGAACAAAUCUCAACAGAAUGGUAUGAAAUCAUUAAAAUGUAGGAUAUUAAAUAGUUUUAAGAAAUAGAUUUUCAUUCCUGAAAAUAUGUGAGAGUGUAUGUAUGAACUGCAAAGUGUCACACUGGCAUAUACUUCAUGAAGCAUGUUAGUAAGCCGGCUUAACGCGUUGCAGUUCCUACUUAAAGGCUUAUGUCUUUUCCAAAAUGAGAUUUAGUUCUUAUAUUUACUUUCUACUUUCAUUUCUGUGGAAAUUCCUAGCCUAUAUUUACCAUGAUUCAUAUGCGCAUAGUUCACAGCUACAAGUGCAUUCAUGAAGAAAUGGCUAUCAUAGCAAUUUGUAAAAAUAUGAAAGGCAAAUAUUUUCUUUAAUAUUCUAGUAGAAAUGACAGAACACAUCCUUCCUUUUCUAUAUUUUUUGGGGGGAAAUCAUUAAAAGCCGUCUUGUAAACAACAGCUGUACAGUCUAUUAACACUACACAGAACUUUUUAUUCUUCCCGCAAGGUUUUGAGAUUAGGAAUCACCUAGUUCGGCUGCCUGUAUAUCCCUUGUUAGAGGCUUUAGACACUCAUUAUGAAUUGAUACAAGUAAAUCAUAAUUGCAAAUAAUUUUUAAUUUUGUAUACUGUUACCUUCCAAGAUUUUUUUCUUCUUUUCUCGACCAAAUACCGUAUUUCCUUUUACCAUGUUAUAGUGUGUGCGUUUUGUUACAGUAAUAUUUUAUGGUGGCUAUUUGACUUUGUUUUGAUAUAAAUUUAUGUUAUUGAUAGUUAGGAAUUUUAAAUAUUUAAUCAUAGAAGGUCUGAGGUAAAUGGCUAAUACAAAGUUCCGUGGUGGAUCUAGGAUCUAGAGGGAGAUGGGGAGAGGGGGUGUGUUUCAACACACACACACCCUCUUUCCCCCUUUUUUAUUGAUUAUUUUUAAACAAAAUAGUCAUACUGUUUGGAUAUUUUUUUCACCCCCGCCUUUCUUUUUGGGAGGUGGUGAUGGAAAAUGUGGUAAUUCCCCUUUGGGAUAUUCUUUGGAUCCACCCCUGGAGUAAACAAAAUUCUAGUGAAUAUUUUCACAUUUUGUAGUAUGACUACUAACAAUUGUAAUACUUUCCAUCUUGUUUGUCUCUGUUAGUACUAAGCAAUAUGGCUUGUUGCAGUGUUUAUUUAUUUACACUGUGUACUUAAAUUAUGUGCAUGUAGAAUUCUCCUAAUAUGAAUUUUAAUGUCCAUAUAUCACAUAUUAUUCUAUAAAGAACAAUGUCUUCUACAUGUGCACAGAUCUCGGUGUAAACCCAGGUACAUAAAUGCUGAAGAAAAAUAUGUAUAUGUACAAACAUUUUUUAUGUCCGCUGGGCAGUCAUUGUUUUAUAAUGUUGGAAGAAAGACCCAAAAAGCAUGGUGAAAUUGAAGUAUGCUGUAAGUUGUAUCUGUGAUAAUAUCGGGCAUUUUAAUAUCGGGCUGAAUUAUCGCCCUGUUAAAAAAUUCUAUUCUUUGUCAGCUUGGAUCAGCGAAGUACCAUAUACCACUCAUAUAUGAUAACAAUAGUGGCCUAUUUUUUAAAAGUUUUGUUGAACUUUUAGAAGAGAAAAUGUCCAUAUCGUUUUGGGAUUGAGUUUAGAUAUACAGCACAUGACUGCUGAACAAGCUGAUAUUUGAGAUUGGCAGCAAGUUUUAAAUGAACAUUAUCUGACUACUGCAUCUUGUAAUUCAUGUUAGAAUUUUUCUAUACUUGUAUCCAGAUUUUGGGUGUUUGAAUGUUGAUUACGAUAUUCAUUAAACCAUCAACUGACAA
Messenger RNA from Ostrea edulis (European flat oyster), 2467 nucleotides. RefSeq lists its product as uncharacterized. The record is from RefSeq and is a predicted model, not a curated record. Bases 83 to 457 code for a protein of 124 amino acids. Lineage: Eukaryota; Metazoa; Mollusca; Bivalvia; Ostreida; Ostreidae. Gene Ontology annotation, biological process: pyruvate import into mitochondria. Gene Ontology annotation, cellular component: mitochondrial inner membrane. The transcript is spliced from 5 exons.